AGCGACGUACCAGCAGCCAGCUCACGGGCUCGGACUGUCGCCGCCGCGUUUGCGCAGGGGGAGCUGGUAGCCGCCGCGGCCGCCUGGAAUUGUGGGGGUUGUGUCUGCCACUCGGCUGCGGGAAGCCGAAGGUUUCUGACUGCUCACCAGAGCCUGCCUUCAUCUAGUAUGGCUCCUCUGGGCAUGCUCCUUGGGCUGCUGAUGGCCGCCUGCCUCACCUUCUGCCUCAGUCAUCAGAACCCGAAGGAGUUUGCCCUGACCAACCCAGAGAAGAGCAGCACCAAAGAAACAGAGAGAAAAGAAACCAAAGCAGAGGAGGAGCUCGAUGCCGAGGUCCUGGAGGUGUUCCACCCAACACAUGAGUGGCAGGCCCUUCGACCAGGGCAAGCUGUCCCUGCAGGAUCCCAUGUACGGCUGAAUCUUCAGACUGGGGAAAGAGAGGCAAAACUCCAAUAUGAGGACAAGUUCCGAAAUAAUUUGAAAGGCAAAAGGCUGGAUAUCAACACCAACACCUAUACAUCUCAGGACCUCAAGAGCGCACUGGCAAAAUUCAAGGAGGGAGCAGAGAUGGAGAGUUCAAAGGAAGACAAGGCAAGGCAGGCCAAGGUAAAGCGGCUUUUCCGCCCCAUUGAGGAACUGAAGAAGGACUUUGAUGAGCUGAAUGUUGUCAUUGAGACUGAUAUGCAGAUCAUGGUACGGCUGAUCAACAAGUUCAAUAGUUCCAGCUCCAGUUUGGAAGAAAAGAUUGCUGCACUCUUUGAUCUCGAGUAUUAUGUCCAUCAGAUGGACAAUGCGCAGGACCUGCUUUCCUUCGGUGGUCUUCAAGUAGUGAUCAAUGGGCUGAACAGCACGGAGCCCCUCGUGAAGGAGUAUGCUGCGUUUGUGCUGGGGGCUGCCUUUUCCAGCAAUCCCAAAGUCCAGGUGGAGGCCAUCGAAGGGGGAGCCCUACAGAAGCUGCUGGUAAUCCUGGCCACGGAGCAGCCACUCACAGCAAAGAAGAAGGUCCUGUUUGCGCUGUGCUCCCUGCUGCGCCACUUCCCCUAUGCCCAGCGGCAGUUCCUGAAGCUGGGAGGGCUGCAGGUCCUGAGGAGCCUGGUGCAGGAGAAGGGCACAGAGGUGCUGGCCGUGCGUGUGAUCACGCUGCUCUACGACCUGGUCACGGAGAAGAUGUUUGCCGAGGAGGAGGCCGAGCUGACCCAGGAGACAUCCCCAGAGAAGCUGCAGCAGUAUCGCCAGGUGCACCUCCUGCCAGGCCUGCGGGAACAGGGCUGGUGUGAGAUCACAGCCCAUCUCCUGGCACUGCCUGAGCAUGAUGCCCGUGAAAAGGUGCUGCAGACGCUGGGUGUCCUCCUGGCCACCUGCCAGGACCGCUACCGUCAGGACCCCCAGCUCAGCAGGACGCUGGCCAGCCUGCAGGCUGAGUACCAGGUGCUGGCCAGUCUGGAGCUGCAGGACGGUGAGGACGAAGGCUACUUCCGGGAGCUGCUGGGCUCUGUGGACAGCUUGCUGAAGGAGCUGAGAUGAGGCCCACACCACGACUGGACUGGGAUGCCGCUAGUGAGGCUGAGGGAUGCCAGCAUGGGUGGGCUCCUCAGGCAGGAAGACAUCUUGGCAGUGCUGGCUUGGCCAUUAAAUGGAAACCUGAAGGCC
Molecule: messenger RNA, 1650 nt
Organism: Callithrix jacchus (white-tufted-ear marmoset)
Lineage: Eukaryota; Metazoa; Chordata; Mammalia; Primates; Cebidae
Gene: SIL1
Product: SIL1 nucleotide exchange factor
Cellular component (GO): endoplasmic reticulum
Molecular function (GO): adenyl-nucleotide exchange factor activity
Source: RefSeq, a predicted model, not a curated record